UGUCUUCAUUUGGGGAUAUAAAGCAUUUCGGAUGACUUAGAGACAAAGUUUAACACAGGACAAUUAUGCAUUAAUUUAAAAACAAAGAAAGCACCGCUGUGGUGUGUGGAGUCUGUGUGACCAGCUCGACAUGGGAGUGAAUGAUGGAUCAACAGUGCUGAAAGAAGAAACUCCUGAAACAUCCACAGACAAAAAGCCCAUGUCCCAGAUACUUAUGAUAAUCUACAAAACUCGCAGCAGGAAUGUGGUUGCAGUGUUUGCAGCAAAUUACUCAAAAAUGAAAAGCAAACUAUCAGCAUGGCUUGAUGUUAUUAGAGGUUCACUCAGUCAAUACAGACAGCUGGCUCAUUACUUAUCUCUGCUCUGCUUCCUGCUCACCAUCAUCACUCUGCUGCAGACACUGUGCUUGGUUCAAAUCACCUUGAUGACUCAGUCCCAGUCGACGCUGCAGGAAACCAAACUGAAAGAUGUGACCAACAGGCUGGAGAAGCUCAACAAGUCACACCAGCUCUUGUUUACCCAGUUUCCAUCUCUGAGCCAGUACUGCCCCAUCACAAAUUCCACCACUGGUGAGAGAGAGUGCAGACCAUGUCUGGUUGGCUGGAUGCCUCAGGGGGAGAAAUGUUUCCUCUUCAGUCAAGAUAGAGCAGAUUGGAUCAGCAGUCAGUACCGCUGCAUGUCAUUGGGUGGCGCUGUAGCCACAAUCAGGACAGAGGAGGAGCAGGUGUUUCUGUUUCAAACUGCUCAGAGUCUGAGUCAUGGAGACUCAUACUGGCUGGGCCUGAGGAGCAGCAGCAGUGACGGGGCCUGGCAGUGGAGCGAUGGCUCCCUGCUGGAGAAAGGAGCACAAUUUUGGGAACGUGAGCCAGGUAAAACAGGAGAUGGAAGGGAGCUGUGCGGUCGACUCACCCCAGGAGACAACUACAGGAAGAGCUGGUUCAUCUCCAGAUGCUCCAGCCAGAUGAGGAGGAUCUGUGAGAGGAGAAAGGCAACUUUACAGUGAGAAGAGAGAUGAAAAGAGAAACGAGCUCACAAACACAUUCCUUUGUCCGUGUUUCUCUUGCAUUUUCUACAGCAAGCAAUUAACCUUAACUGUUAUUUCUUUAUAAUAUUGUUUUUAUUGACUUCAAACUCUCAAUACCUUUUAUUUACUUUAAGAUAGCAAAAAACAGAGUUUAUCUUAAUGUCUGUUCUAUUUUUCUGAUUUUCUGAUGUUCUGUAUGCAUGUUUGUUUAAAUGACUGAAUUUUAUAACAUUUUCUCACAUCCUCAAUGAUGAUAAUAUUUUAUUAUAUUAUCACAGCCCUAUUUCUUAAUUUUUCACUGUUAAUUACUUAUUCAUGCUCAUUUAUACUAGUCUGUGAGUUAACAAUGUCAUAAAUGCAGGUAUCAUUUUUAACUGAGAGUUAUUUACUUGUUUAUCUAUUUUAUAUAAAGCAUAAAUAAAGAUUAAAAACAGCAGCUCUUUGAGGUUCUUGGUGGCUGAUUGAUGUCAUAACAGUGAGAAGACCAUGAAAUUUAUUACUUCAGCUACAAACUCUU
Molecule: messenger RNA, 1541 nt
Organism: Melanotaenia boesemani (Boeseman's rainbowfish)
Lineage: Eukaryota; Metazoa; Chordata; Actinopteri; Atheriniformes; Melanotaeniidae
Product: C-type lectin domain family 6 member A-like
Exons: 7
Coding region: 131-1003 (290 amino acids)
Source: RefSeq, a predicted model, not a curated record